Daldinia caldariorum is the source of this 1548-nucleotide messenger RNA. RefSeq lists its product as uncharacterized. The record is from RefSeq and is a predicted model, not a curated record. Lineage: Eukaryota; Fungi; Ascomycota; Sordariomycetes; Xylariales; Hypoxylaceae. The coding region runs from base 231 to 1517 and encodes 428 amino acids. The transcript is spliced from 2 exons.
AAGCCCCAGAGGCAAAUCUCAAUCUCUCCCCAUUCUUUGUUUACGAAUAUUUAUCUUUAACCACCGAGAUCCCUUGGCAACUUAUCCUGCCAACGCUCUUUUCUAAACUUUGAACCAGAUUUUGGAAAUCUACCACGUGCCAACAGGCAAAUCACACUCCUUUACUUUUCUCUUGACGAGAGAAGCCGAAACGAAAAAAGAAAAAAAGUACAAUUACAAGAAUAGCGAAGAUGCAGAUUGUAUCCUUCCUCGUUGCCGCGCUGGCUGCCGGUACAGCCACGGCUCACAUGAACAUGAAGGACCCUCCCCCAUUGGCGUACAAGGGUAACCCGAACGCUAAGGACCCGAAUAUCGACUACUCUAUCACUUCUCCCCUCUCGGGCGCCUCCCAAUUCCCUUGCAAGGGUUAUCUCAAGUUGCUCGGUACCCCCGAGGGUGCUUCCGUCAAGACCUACGCCCCCGGUGGUCAGUACACCAUGAGCGUCGAAGGAGGUGCCUACCACAACGGCGGUAGCUGUCAACUCUCCUUGUCCUACGACCAGGGCAAGACCUUCAAGGUUAUCAAGUCCUUUAUCGGUAACUGCCCUACCGCUUCAGGUGGCACCUUUGGGUUUGACGUCCCCGCCGAUGCUCCCGAGGGCGAUGAGGUCGUUUUCGCCUGGACCUGGGUCAACAAUACUGGUAACCGUGAAUUCUACAUGUCUUGCGCUGUCGUCUCCAUCAAGGCUGGCGGCGCCAAGCGGGAGCUCCCCGCGGCCAACAUGAAGCGUGGCGUUGCCUUCUCCGACCGCCCUGAUAUGUUCGUUGCGAACCUUGGUGGCGAGUACUGCACUGCGGAAGGUGUCGACACUGUCUACCCCGAGCCUGGCCCAGAUGUUGAGGACACGUCUACCAAGCCCGGUGCUGCUAAGAUCUGUGCCACUGGUGCCGACGCUCCCAUGGGUGAUACCUCUGGCUCUGGCGGCUCUGGCUCCGCUCCUGCUCCCUCGGCUAGCUCUGCUUCCGCUCCUUCGGCUAGUUCUGCUCCCGCCCAGCAGCCUUCUUCUGCCGUGGAGCAGCCUACUCAGGCCGUGCCUUCACUUCCCGGCGGUGUUUUCGUAACUCAGCCACCCGCGAGCAAUGGCGAGGCCACUCCUACCCCGGCUCCUACUCCUUCGACUCUAUCUACUGCCAUCAUCCCGGGUACCAGUGCUGGUGCUUCUUCGGCUGCUCCGGCGCCUACUCCCUCAUCCCCCGCUGGAAGCCCUGUUAACCCCGGCACCCCCACCAGCAGCGCUAAGACCCCGACCUCAACCGGUGGUGCCGGUGCCGGUGCCGGUGCUCAGUCUGGUGCUUGCUCCAACGAGGGUGCUUGGGCUUGCGCCGCCGAUGGCUCUUCGUUCCAGCGAUGCGCUGCCGGCCAAUGGAGCCAGUCCAUCCCCAUGGCCUCGGGCACCAAGUGCACUCCCGGUGUCAGCGACAGCUUCCAGAUGGGCCGUGCCCGACGAAGCCGUGUUCGCCGCGCCGCUAACAUCUAAGUCGGAUGGUUUAGCCAACAUACAAAUCCUU